AUGCUUCUUCGACGACUCAAGCCACUUUUGGCCCUGGCCUUAGUGGGUGCAGUAGCUGGUGCAAAGCUAGUUACGCGGCUUGCUUCGUGUCCCGAAGGUAAGGUAGUCAUUCAGACGCAGCCCAUCGUGAUCGUUGAUGGGUCGUCCACUUUGUAUGAGACUUUUACAACCACGUUCAUGAUCCCAAACGAUGCUGCUUAUACCAGCAUCACCAUCCACGGUGAUAGAAAUGCAACGAUAUUCACCAUUCCGCCCACUGGCUUCCGAGGGACAUCGCCCGUCGUCACAGUCAUUAUCAUGACGACCAUCCCUACUGGUGCUCAAAUUGACCAUUCAACGAGCGAACGUGAUGGUAUGACUCUACCACCUGUUUAUCCAGGCGGAUCAUCGAUCGUGGCUAAUGGUCGACCAGAAAAUGAAUCUAGUAAUGGCGAUAGAACUCAAGACCCGGCCACGCAGCUCCUUCAGUCUCUUGACCCGCAAGCAACCUUGACAGUCCCGGGAGUCAAGGAUCCUCACAGCUCCUCUCUCAUGACGAUGACUUCAUCCCCUCCUGGAGAUGCAAGUUCUACUAUAUCAAACGGAUCACCAGAAGCCGAAAGCCUUAUCUCAUCAACAGCGACAGGAAAAGCCUUCUCAAGUCAGCCAGGAACUACUACUACAAGACGGUCGAACACAGACAUCAACACGUCUCUGACAGCCUCCACUAUUAUUGCGCAGCUUCCAUCGGAAUUCACAUACUCACAGGCUCAGAGUACGUGGAGCAAUACACAUACGACAUGGCUUACACAUAUCACCUUCGUGACUAUGACCUCUACUGCAGCAGUAUCCAAGACUCCCACUUACAUAGCAGUACCUUCAGGGACAGAUAGUGUUGGGACAGUGGUCGUUGAGGUUUCUAAAACUACUACACAUACCAAUCCUACAUCAGCUCAGUCUGCAGGAUCGGGGAUUGCAUCCAUGCCGUCGUCAGCAAGCAUUCUCAGUGAUUCCCCUACUACUAUUUCUACGAGGCCUCCUGUUGCAGUGACAACUGGCACAGGUCGCACUGGCACUGGCACUGAUAACACCGCUACUGCCGAUACAGAUACUCCUUCCCAAAAUACUCGAACAGACUCCGUGUCUUCUGAGCUAUCUGUCUUGCCAGUUUCUUUCGUGACACCAAAGAAUCACUUCCCUUUAGUCUCUUCAUGGGCGCCUUCAGCCUCUAUCUCCCCGCCUUCUAUUACAGAGACUGCCAUGGACAGUGGUAGUACUACCAUCAGCAGCAACAGAAUAGAGACUUCAACAAAAGUUUCCCUACCAAGCUCUUUGUCUGCCAAGUCAUCCGCCUUGUCAAGUUCAUCCCUCUCCUUGAAUACCACUGCUUCAAUCGAAGGCAGUAAGAGUACCAUUAUCAGCACGAAGGCUUCAACGCUGGCCUCUCAAGGAGGCUCUUCGUCUUCCGAUAUAUCUACCAUUUCAAGUUCCUCCCCGUCUUCGAAGACUACCGGUACAACUGAAGGCGAUACCUCAACACAGGAUGCUACAAAUACUGAUGGUAGUAACACAAUCAGCACGGAUACCCGAGCCGACGCUUCUGACACAAAAAGUGUACCUGCCUCUUUAGGUUCUUUCCAGUAUGCCAGUAUUAGCAGUUCAACCUCAGGCUCUAUCUCAACGCUAUAUGCUACAGUGACUAUUUCAGACACUAUUGGGACCACCAUAAUCAGCAUAAAGGCUUCUGAAUCAACUACUGUCUCCUUGAUGUCUUUCUUCUCUGACACCAGUCUCCUUUCCAUCACUUCUGUUUCAGCUACAGGCUAUACCUCGCCUCUUCACAGUACGGAAUCUGUUACAGACAGCCACAGUGGAAUGUCAACUAGCACGGCGACAUCAUCUGAGUCUUCCAUCAGCUCAAGUUGGCUUGUCGAAGUGUCAAUAAGUGUCAACAGUGGUACCACGAGUGCAAGUCCCAUUGGAUCUUUGGUAACGGAAGCGACCAACACGGAUACUGAGGGUACUACUGCGUAUACUACCGACACCUCCUCGGAGCUUGGGCCGAGUGGUUCCGUCAUCGUUCAGCAACUUGCCCAGUCUGUCCCUGGUACAACAAACACCGUUUCCGCUACUGAUAAUACCACUGAAGUCUCUUGGCAGACAUCCUCUGAGUCUGGCCCGAUGAGAACAUUAUCUGCGACAUCAACUGUUACAUUAUCUUUCUAUUCGACUACAGGAACUUUAGAUACCUCGACAAGCAGUAUAAUUGACUACGUGUCUACCUCUGAUACCACUAUCACUCUUUCGUCACAGACAUCAUCUUCCUUUUUAACUUCAGCAACCUCAGAUAUCUCGACAAGUAUCACUGAUUACGCGUCUGCCUCUGAUGCCACGAUCAUAGUGUCUACACAGACAUCUGGGUCUAGCAUAAGUAGAGUGGUAGCCAACCAACGACUAGUUCAGUCUUCUCCAUACACACAAUCCACCACAUCAGGCCCUGACAGUACUACUGCGGUCUCUACGAAGAAUUCGCCUGAGCCUGAUACUACAGAAACCUCAUCAGUUACCUUAUUUGUUUCUUCUACUCCAGGCACUAAGAGCACCAAUGCGAUCUCUACGCAGAAUUCGUCUAGGCCUGACACAACAGAAGCCACAUUAGUUACUUUAUCUAUUUCUUCCACUCCAGGCACCGAUUACAUUGCUGCGGUCUCUAUGCAGAUUUCUUCUAGGCCCAGUACCACAGAAGACACAUCAGCUACCUUACCUGCCUCGUCUUCUUCACCAAGCUCGGACGCCUAUAUGAGCAUUAUGGGCUCUUCCGAUUCCGUCUCAUACUUGAUAAUCACUACCACCGGAACCGGGACUGAUACUGUCACUAUCACGCAGAUCCAAUCAGGGUCAGGUUCUUUUAGUGCAGUUUUGAUCAAGCUGCUGGAUCGAACGUCGCCAUACAUCAUCACUUCAUCUUCUGAUAAGACACCUAUGGCUACAACUAUAGUUAGUGUAAUGCCUGUUGCCUAUACGCCUUCUGAUGUAACUAUCUCCCUGGAUAGAACAACGUCAUCCGAUGGAUCUACUUCUUCUGAUGGAACAGCUCCGUCUCUAACUAAUACACUUUCUCUCGGAGCCGUAUCUUCUGAUGGAACUGUAUAUUCUGGUGGUAUUACAUCUACUGAUAGUCCAGUUACAUCUGAGUCUAUAACUACAAUGUUGCCUCUUGGAAGUACAUCUUCCAAUGGCUAUACCUCCCCUGACGAGACCAAAACGACCCUUUCUAUUGCAUCUUCUGAUGGUUUUACCUUCCCUGAUGGAGCAACUUUCACUACGACCCUCACUACCAUAUCAACUGAUGAGCCCAUAUCUUAUAAUGGGCUUAUAUCUUCUGAUGACAAUAAGUCUUCUGCUGCUACGUCGUCCGGCCAAUCUACAUCUUCUGGCGGGUCUAUAUCUUCGGAAUAUAUGUCUUCUGCUACAUCAUUAUCUGAUACCUCAAUAUCUUCUGAUGACUAUACGUCUUUUGCUACCACAUCGUCUGACGAAUCUACAUAUCUGGAUGGAUCUACAUCUUCCGGCGGGCCUGUAUCCUCUGAAGAAUAUACGUCCUUUGCUAUAUCAUUAUCUAAUACCUCGACAUCUUAUGAUACUGCAACGUCUUCUGAUACCUCGAACUCUUUCCAUGGAUCUACAGGUUUGGUUAGGAUAGAUUCAACUUCACCAACCACUACCACAUCCUCUAUCGACACUACAUUCUCUCGUGAAGCAGCUACAACUGCAUAUACAGCUACAAUGUCGCCAUCCCGAUCUGUUCAGGGAUCCCAUACUCCCUUUCAGCAGUAUCAAUGGGCCAACACCACCUCUUACGAUAUAACAACUACUACUACAUUUACCACUUCGACAAGUGCAACCUCACCAGGCCAAACAGACACUGUCACCGCCUGUGAGUCAUGCCAGUGGUCUGCAUCCACAAGUACUAUAUCGAGCUCGGCUACAGGGGAUACGGGAAGUGUUGUUAUCUAUCAACCAGAUCCAUCGACUAGUCAACCAUCUCCCGAUACGACCAACGCCGACGUAUCUAGAACAAUGGCAGACACAAACACAAAAACGGACACGUCUACAUCUAAUUCGCCUUCUAGUAUCGGCAACAUUAUCCUGAAUCAGCUAGAUCAAUCCACUAUUCAAUCAUUUCUUGAUACAACGAAUACCAAUACAUCUGCAGCAAAUACAGACAUGACUACAUCGACAGAUUCGACUUCUAGUGAGGGUAGUGUUGUUGUCUAUCAGCCAGCUCACUCAACUAGUCAAUCAUCCUCUGAUACGAUGGCCACCAACACACCAACAAACAUAGACUUGUCUACAUACACAGUCUUACCUCCAAGUUCGGAUAGUGUUAUUGUCAACCAGCCAAACGAAUCGACUAGAGAAACAUUAUCUGAUACAACGACCACUGACACAUCUACAGCAGACACAGACAUAGACACGUCUGCAUCCACAGCUUUGCCUUCCACUGUGGGCAGCGUUCGUUCCGAUAAGCCAUACCUGUGGGUGACUGUCACUUCAUUUGACGCAACAAUCACAGCCACAGCUACAAGCACUAUUAUUCCGCCUUUUGCAGGACCGACAGGGGCUGUCGAUAUCAAUAACUCAGAUCCAUCAACCACUGAAACGUCUUCUGGCGGAACAAGCACCGACGUUUCUACAGCCACAUUGGCGCCCUCGACAUCCACUUAUGUAGACAAUGUUGCUAUCAAUCAGCUGUAUCAGUGGGUGACCGUCACCUCAUACGAUGCAACAGUUACAGCCGUGGCUACAAGCACUUUUAUGCCUUCUCUCGGAGAACAGACGUGCACUAUCAUUGUGUAUGAGCCGGAACAUUGGGUGACCAUCACCACUUAUGCCGCCGUUACUUCUGCAUCUACAGCCACUCUAUCCCCGUCUCUGGCGGGACAGGUAGUAACUGUUGUUGUCUAUGAGCCACAGCCAUACGAGACUAUCACGUCAUUUGGAGAUGUCACGGCUGCAUCCACCACCACCAUACCUCAGUCUGUUUUAGGGGAAACUGUGACCGUAGUGGUCAUUGAGCCGCAGUCAUACGUGACAAUCACUCGAUAUGGAAGUGUCACAACAUCGACUAUGACAACAGACAGUCCAACUGGACUCCAGAACGUUGUGACCGUCAUUGUUGAUCUCCCUCAGUUAUAUACAACUGUCACUAGCUAUGGUUCUUUCUCUAUACCUACGACUACAACAUAUCCACCUUUCAAUGCAGGAGAUGUCAUGACAGUGGAGGUGGAUCUCCCUCAGCUGUAUACAACUGUGACCAGCUAUGGCUCGAUUUCCACGCCUAGCACAACGGUCUACCCGGUCUCCCAUGACGGAGACGUUAUUACUGUAUUAGUUAUUCUACAACAACUGUAUACUACUGUUACCAGCUAUGGAUCUUUCUCUACACCCACGACUACGACAUAUCCUGCAUCUAGUGCAGGGGAUAUUAUGACUGUGGAGGUCAAUCUCCCUCAACUCUUCACAACUGUCACAAACUAUGGUGCCUUCUCUGCACCUAGCACAACAACGUACCCAGUCUCUGUCACAGGCGAAAUCAUAACCAUAGAGGUCAACCUGCCACAACUCUAUACAACAGUCACAAGCUAUGGUACUUUCACUUCACCUGGAACUAAUACACACCCAAUCUCUGUUGUAGGUGAAGUCAUCACUGUUGAGGUUGAUCUACCGCAGUUAUACACGACAGUCACAAACUACGUUCCAGGUAUCACAGCCCCUGCUGCAACAACCCUGCUGGAAUCUGCUCCUGGCGAUGCCAUUACUGUGCUUCUUGCUCUUCCGCAGUCCUAUACGACUGUCACGACCUAUGUUGAUAGCCUGACUACACGUUCAACUACGACAUAUCAACCUUCUCUUGAUUGGGACUUUGUUACUGUCAUGGUCAAGAUCCCUCAGGCGUACACUACUGUUACUAGUUAUGGUUCUUUUGCUUCUCCGUUGACAACGAAGUUGCAGCCGUCGGCUCCAGGGGACGUUUGCACGGUGUUAGUCGAUUUUCCUAUCUCAUAUUCAACACUCACUAGCUAUGGCUCCUUUACUCAGCCUAUGACCACCACUUUGGCACCCAACGAUGGCUUAGCUACUGUUGUUGUUGGACUUCCUCAACCAUAUACAACCAUUACUAGCUAUGGUAUAUAUACAGCUGCCGCAACUACGACACUGGAACCCUCAGUGCCUGGGAGCGAUGCUACUGUUGUUGUUCAGGUGCCACAGUCGUAUACAACUCUGACUAGCUUUGGCGAUUUCGCAGGACUCUCGACCACAACACUAGAUCCCUUAGUACCAGGUCCUGUGGCUACUGUUAUCGUCCAAGCUCCGCAACCAUAUACGACUGUCACAAGUUAUGGUCCUUUUACAGUAGAGAAAACUAUAACGAUAGAACCCUCUGUACCGGGAGGUCUUGCUACUGUUAUUGCCGAGGUUCCGCAGUCAUAUACAACUGUGACUACCUAUGGCACUGUCACCGCCCUUCAGACUUCAACACUACAACAAGCGGUGCCUGGCACUCUUGCUACUGUUAUUGUUCAGGCCCCGCAGCCAUAUACAACCGUUACUAGCUAUGCGUUCAUCUCAGGAGCCGUAACUACAACCUUGCCCCCGGCGUCUCAGGAUAUUGUCGCUACUGUUCUCAUCCAGCUACCGCAGCCAUGUACUACUGUAACUACUUAUGGGUCUUUCACUGCCCCUAUAACUACCACUCUAGCACCUUCUGCCCCUGGAACCUUGGCUACUGUUCUUGUUGGACUCCCCCAACUAUACACAACCGUCACCAAUUACGGGUUUAUCACCGCACCAGUCACUGCUACCUUACCACCCGCCUCACAAGGCGGUGUUGCUACUGUUUCUAUCCAAGUCCCUCUGUCUUAUACAACUACAACGACUUACGGAGCCUUUACAGCUGCUGCAAUUACGACUAUGACCCCUGCCUCUCAAGACGGUGUAGCUACUGUUGUCGUUCAAGUUCCCCAGUCUUAUACGACUCUAACUACUUACGGUUCUUUCUCCAAUAGAGCAACUGCAACCUUAGCACCAGCCUCGCAGGGGGAUUCUGGCACCGUGAUAAUACAAGUUCCGCAGCCAUACACGACUAUUUUCAAGUACGGUUCCUACACGACAGGGGCAACCACCACCAUGGCGCCAGCAUCUCAAGGUGAUCCUGCUACUGUCUUUGUUCAAGUCGCCGAGUCGUAUACAACGGUAACGAGCUAUUCCACUGGAUUCUCAGGGUCAAGCACAUCCACGGGUCCAGUACCAACUGACGGCUCACCUGCGACUGUAUGUAUUGUGCUUCCUGCCGUCGGCACACAAGUCGCCGACCAGACAUGCGACAAUACAGGCUUGGAAUACGCCAUCUACGCUCACAAUUACUUAAAUUCUGACGCUCCAAAUUUUUCAUCUUUCAAUGCCGAAUCGUUCCAGAGCAAGCUGCCGAGUUACACUGGUAUUACAGACCGAAUCGGCAUUCAGGAGGUUGGAGGAGGGACGUCCGGAAAUCCGCUUGCCCCCCAGAGUAUUUAUCCCCUCUCGCCUAUUCAGAAUUGGCAGUACAAAGCAGUCAAUCAUCGAGCAUUCUUAUACGCACCCAUCAGCGGGGAGUAUUCUAUCAUAGUUCCAUACUCCGAUGAGAUCACAUUGGUCUGGUUCGGUAACAAGGCUAUGACUUCAUGGACGCGCAGUAAUGCGGAUUUGGAGCAGGGUUUUUCGUGGGGACCUUCAGCCUCGAAGACUUACAAGAUUCAGCUCACGGCGGGUACUUAUACCCCGUUUCGUCUGUUGUGGGCUAAUGCCCAGGGGGACUAUGCCAUGAUCGUCACUGUUACAGCGCCCGAUGGAACUGUCAUUGUUAAUGGAUCUGGGUCGAAGAACGACUACUUUGUUAGAUUCACCUGUGACCAUCUCAACCUUUCAUUCCCUAGUUUUGGAAGUGGUGGUUAG
Messenger RNA from Fusarium subglutinans, 7974 nucleotides. RefSeq names its product agglutinin 2. The record is from RefSeq and is a predicted model, not a curated record. Gene Ontology annotation, cellular component: fungal-type cell wall. NCBI's taxonomy places the organism in Eukaryota, Fungi, Ascomycota, Sordariomycetes, Hypocreales, Nectriaceae. The transcript is spliced from 2 exons. Gene Ontology annotation, biological process: cell adhesion. The coding region runs from base 1 to 7974 and encodes 2657 amino acids.